CUCACUCUGUGUUUGCACGCCACACCAAUCAGGUAGCUAACAAGUGUUUUUGUAUCAUUCAAAGUUAUCGGCACCAAAAGUGUAACUAGUGGAAUCUUCCUUCAUUAGCUCCUGACUACAAGAAUGAUUGAAGGAAAAACUCUCGAGGUAUUGAAGUUGGCAGUUAUGUUAUUGGUUGUGGUCUACCCAAAUCCUGGCUGGAGUGGUCCAACCGACUGUGGGACACUUGUCCUAUAUGAAGAUGAGAAUACAACAUGUCAGCCAAGAUCUAUCUGCGCAUACUUUUUUGAUCACUUCAAAGCUUUCAACGGUCCUCAAUGCAACCAUAAUCGGACUACCUACAGAUGCUUAUGUGGCAAGGGCACUCGAUGUCCAGUUGACAAUAGCCAUCGCAUCUACAUUGGUUAUGGUAAAAGCGCAUAUACCUGUGAACAGACCUGCAAGAUCCCAUGGUGUGGCAGUGAAAACAAAAAUGCCACACUGGACUAUGGGGAAGUAGCUCCUGAUCGAUAUACCACACUUGAAUGUAGAUGUCCUAGGCAUCACAACUCUACUCUGACCCGUAACCAAACCGCGACUAAACUUGUCGGAAGCACAGUUUUGUGUGACUACCAAGCCAAUGAACGCAUCACUGACCCUUGUAAGUCUACUACCUGAGAGGUCAAAGGUCAGGCACGGCGACUUGAGUGGUGAGAAACUUGGAAACAUCAAGCAGAAAAAUUAAUCAGUCUUAAAUUUUUUUGUAAAGCUUAUUUGAUUGAUAACAACGGUUUGGGAAUUAGACCAAUAGAACCUGAGUUAUGAUAGUAUGUGUCAACUUUAUCAAAAUGUGAUUUUUAGAAAAAAAAAUAAUGUAUCUGCCACUUUUAUUCAAGAAUAUUAAUUUACUACUUAAAUUUGAAAACUAAAUUAAAUAU
Molecule: messenger RNA, 917 nt
Organism: Physella acuta
Lineage: Eukaryota; Metazoa; Mollusca; Gastropoda; Physidae
Source: RefSeq, a predicted model, not a curated record